Jatropha curcas is the source of this 1890-nucleotide messenger RNA. It is a transcript of the gene NARA5, whose product is annotated as pfkB-like carbohydrate kinase family protein. Gene Ontology annotation, molecular function: kinase activity. Lineage: Eukaryota; Viridiplantae; Streptophyta; Magnoliopsida; Malpighiales; Euphorbiaceae. The record is from RefSeq and is a predicted model, not a curated record.
UAUACGCAAAUAGUAGCUCCGUGGCGAAACACAGAGACAGUUCUUGAGAGAGAAUCCUUCAAUUUUUGUGUGGAUGGAGAUUAGCCCAUCUCCAUCCUCCAGAAUCCCAAAAUAAAACACGAAGAACCCAUCAACGUAUACUUAUAAACGAUGUCAUUCUCUCUUCUCUCACUUCCUAUUUCCUCUCUUCCUUCUCGAACCACCAAGUUUUUUGUAUCUUCACCUCUCUUUGCUCCUGUUUUUUCUCUUUAUCCUCAUUCUUCUCUAUAUGGCUACAACAUCACAAGGACCUCUCUAUCUUGUCAUUACAGACCAAGAGCAAGUUCUGGAGUUAAUUCCAUGGAAAGAAGCCUAGAUGGGAAUUUCAGGGUUUGUUCUUGCUCUAGUUCUGUUUGUGGUUUUGCUGCUGUUGGUGGUGGAGAGGGAGGAGAAUUUGAAAGAACGAGAGAAGAAAAUGUGAGAAGAGGACAAGUAGAUGAUGAUGAGUGUGGUAGCGAAGACGAAGAAGAAGCAGAAGAAGAGGAGGAAGAGGAAGUAGAGAUAGAGGCUUUAAGUCCAACUGCUGUUUUGCCUGAGAGAUGGGAUGUUCUUGGUCUUGGUCAAGCUAUGGUAGAUUUUUCUGGCAUGGUUGAUGAUGAAUUUUUGGAGAGAUUGGGAUUAGAGAAGGGAACAAGGAAGAUUGUGAACCAUGAGGAGAGGGGUAAAGUUUUGCGAGCGAUGGAUGGUUGCAGCUAUAAGGCAGCCGCUGGUGGAUCUCUUUCAAACAGCCUAGUGGCCUUGGCAAGGCUCGGUUGCAAGUCCAUUUCAGGACCUGCCUUAAAUGUAGCUCUGGCAGGCAGUGUGGGGAGUGAUCCAUUAGGUGACUUCUACAGGGCAAAAUUACGGCGGGCAAAUGUGAAUUUUCUCUCUGCACCUCUCAAAGAUGGAACGACAGGAACUGUGAUAGUUCUCACCACUCCAGAUGCUCAGAGAACCAUGCUUGCAUAUCAGGGUACAUCUUCAACUGUUAAUUAUGACCCAUGCUUGGCUAGCGUAAUUUCCAAGACAAACAUAUUGGUAAUUGAAGGUUAUUUGUUUGAACUUCCUGAUACGAUUAAAACAAUUUCAAGAGCAUGUCAAGAAGCACGCAGAAAUGGUGUACUGAUUGCAAUCACAGCUUCAGAUGUGUCCUGCAUUGAGAGACACUAUGAUGAUUUCUGGGAAAUCGUAGAGAACUAUGCAGAUGUCAUAUUUGCAAACAGUGAUGAAGCAAGAGCUUUAUGCGAUUUUGCUCCAAAGGAAAGCACGAUUUCAGCUGCAAGGUAUCUGAGUCACUUUGUACCGCUAGUUUCUGUUACUGAUGGGCCAAGAGGCUCCUACAUUGGUGUAAAAGGAGAAGCUGUAUAUAUCCCUCCUUCCCCAUGUGUACCGGUGGAUACAUGUGGUGCUGGCGAUGCAUAUGCAUCUGGUAUCUUGUACGGCAUUUUACGCGGGGUAUCAGAUUUGAAAGGAAUGGGGACACUAGCAGCAAGGAUUGCAGCCACGGUUGUUGGGCAACAGGGUACCCGACUUAGAGUUCAGGAUGCUAUUAAGUUAGCAGAGUCAUUCGCAUUUAAUCUGGAGACUUCCACCAUUAGGUCAGAUGUUGGUUCUGAUCAUAUUUCCAGCUUAUAGCAUGGUGGGUCAAGCAUUUAAUGCUUGAUUUCUCAAUUCUUUUGGUAGAUACAUUCCUUUGUUAAUAGCCUUGUGACCAUGUACAUUAUUUUAUCAAUAUAUAUACACUGAUCAUACAGGCAAUGAAUUUGCCAAGUUCACCCAAAUUUUUCUGAACCAGUACUACAGUGUUUGUUUUGUAAUACAGAAGUUGUUUAUGGGUUGAGCCUGGAUUUGAAAUAUGCCAAAUUUGAUGAA